AUGAAUAAUUUGAACAACACAGACCCUAUCACAGAAGGAACAUCACCAGGAAUAGAUUUAAGGAGUAUUGAGGUGAGCGAGCCUAUGCCAAUCGCAACUCCAGCAAUGAAUUCGAGUACCAUGAAGGAAGAACAAGAAGAAGCAAGCAAAUUGGAUGAAGAGACUGAACACAAGCAUAUCAUCAUUGCUAAAGUAUUGUUUGGCUUCGGAUUUGUAAUACCUCUGACUUGGCUGGCGAGUAUCAUUUGGGCCCGAAAGACUAAAUCAAGAGAGGUUUAUAGAUGGAGAAGAUAUUCUCUGCUUGCCCUUUCAUUUCUUAUAGCCUUAUUGUUUUGUGCUGGGUGGUGCGUCAUUAUUGUCUAUGCUCUCAUUCCUUAUCCGGAUCCAGAAAAGUUCAAUAGUGGGCUUGAGAAUAUUAUUCAAAUGUAUCCCGGUGAAUUGAUUGCCAUUUUGUGGGGUGUCUUGAUUGUCGUGGUUGUAUGCUUUGAAUUCAUCAAGGAUAUAUAUUGGAGAAUUAAAAAGUUUAGAGAAAGCAGAAGAAACAAGCAAUAA
Molecule: messenger RNA, 552 nt
Organism: Naegleria fowleri
Lineage: Eukaryota; Heterolobosea; Eutetramitea; Acrasida; Naegleriidae
Exons: 1
Coding region: 1-552 (183 amino acids)
Source: RefSeq, a predicted model, not a curated record